AUGCACAAAGCUGUGAAGGAUGUACGUCAACGCCAAAGUAAGCGAUACAAAGAACGAUCACAUUACGAACAGACAAUCAACUUCUCAAUUGGGGACUACGUAUUGCGAUCACGUGUCGACGAGAAGCUGUACGCAAAUAAGUUGCGUGUAGUGUGGGUUGGACCGUAUCGUGUUGUCGGUAGCGCAGACUACUACUUUACGGUAGAACAUUUGGUGAAUGGUACUACGAUGGAUGUACAUCCAUCUCGAUUGAAAUUUUACGCAUAUGAUUCUCUCAACGUUAAUGAAGAAUUGAUCGACCAUAUCGCGUCGCAAGGUACUCUGCUUGCAGUAGAAGCGUUUGUGAAACAUCGGUUAAAUCCAGACAUGCAGAGCUAUGAGGUCAAAGUCAAGUGGUUUGGUCUCGAACUCAUCGAAGACUCCUGGGAACCUAUUAAGACGAUGAGUGAAGAUGUUCCUCAGCUUCUCCUGGAAUACGCUACGAGCUCAACAGACGACCUUUUCUUACGCGCUGUGAUGAGUGCUAUUGAUAUCAAGAAGCGUCAGCGCUCUAAGUGCAACAGAACCUAA
This is a messenger RNA of Phytophthora nicotianae INRA-310, 570 nucleotides long. RefSeq lists its product as hypothetical. Bases 1 to 570 code for a protein of 189 amino acids. NCBI's taxonomy places the organism in Eukaryota, Oomycota, Peronosporomycetes, Peronosporales, Peronosporaceae. The transcript has a single exon. The record is from RefSeq and is a predicted model, not a curated record.